This is a messenger RNA of Spodoptera litura, 701 nucleotides long. RefSeq names its product DnaJ domain-containing protein (gene jdp). Gene Ontology annotation, cellular component: cytoplasm. The record is from RefSeq and is a predicted model, not a curated record. Lineage: Eukaryota; Metazoa; Arthropoda; Insecta; Lepidoptera; Noctuidae.
CCGAUUCAGUAUCUGCUUGGGUCUCGUGAGGGAGGGUCGCGUGAAAAUGACUGGCGUUGAUGAAAUACUAAACUAUCAAAGGAACCCUAACGACGAUUUCUACGGUUUGCUGGGCUGUGACGAAAACUCCAGCGCUGAGCAGAUCAUUGCUGAGUACAAGGUGCUGGCUUUGCAGUACCACCCUGACAAGAACGAUGGGGACAAGGAAGCUGAAGCCAAGUUCCAGCAACUAAAGGAGGCGAAGGAGACGCUGUGCGAUCCGUCUAAGCGUGCUCUGUACGACAAGUGGCGUCACAGCGGCAUCGCCAUGGGCUAUAAGCAAUGGCUGGGCAUGAAGGACCAUGUGCAGCAGUCCAUGCACUGGAGCAAGCCUAACACCAAGGAUCGCAUGCUUGAGGGAGAGUGUGGCCGUGCUUCGGGCCCCUCCAGCCUGGGGCCCAGCAACCCGGCAGCUCGCAGGGCCUCCGAGGGCGGCGCCGCUCUCUGGGGCCGCUGGGGAACUGGCAACCAAGAACCUCCCUCUGAGGUCAUUUCCAAGUUCCGCAACUAUGAAAUCUAAACCCCAAUAGUCCCACUCUUCGGCUAGUCAUGUCUUAACCGACUUGACAAGGUCAAAUCCCGGGACUGUUUCUUAUUUAUUUAUUUUUGAAAAGAGGUUACUUGUGCCCUAAUCUCUUUAUUUUAUUAGCAUUUCUUAUGUA